AAAGGAUACGAUUGGGUUUUGCAAUUAGAUGUAAUCUAAAUUCCCGCUCAAGAGUUGAAGAGAUUGCGUUGCGUCUCGUCAUCAACAAACGCGGAAGCAUGCAGCUCCUUCAAUCCCGCUUGAUAAAGUCUCUAUCAAUUUCUUCUUCACCGGCCGCCUCCACAAUCCAAGAAAUUGCUUCUGCUUGCCCCAAAGGUUUGGCUAAGGUUGUGCUGAAGAAGGGGAAGGCGCAGCUUUUCAAAGAUGGGAGUCCAAUGGUGUACAGUGGAGCUGUUGAUAGAAUAAUUGGAAGGCCACCACCAAAAACUGGAGAUGUUGUCCUGGUAGCUGAUGGGACUGAAAAACCUAUAGGAUGGGGUCUGUAUAAUUCAGUUUCUAUGUUCUCUGUUAGAUUGAUGCAGUUGGAAGAAGAGGCAGCUAGAGACCCUUCCUGCACAUUAAAUGUUGAGAAGAUGAUUGAAACGAGGGUACAUACUGCUAGAGAAUUACGAAAGAACUUGGGGCUUCCGUCAGCUAGUACUAAUGCUUAUCGUCUUGUUAAUAGUGAAGGAGACAGAUUGUCAGGACUGAUUAUCGAUGUCUUUGGAGAUUUAGCAGUGGUAGCAUCAUCUGCUGCUUGGGUGGAGAAGUACAAAGCUGAAAUAGAGGAUUGUGUCCGUGGAAUUGAAGAAAUCAACCAUGUGAAAUGGAGACCAUCGGUGGACAUUCUGAAAGAAGAAGGUAUAGAUGUGUCUGAAUUGAAGGAUACAAGUCCGUCUACUUGUCCUGAAAGAACAAAGGUGAUGGAGAAUGACAUUUUUUAUGCCAUCUCACUUGAAGGCCAGAAAACAGGUUUUUAUGCUGAUCAGCGUGAAAAUCGUCAUUUUAUCUCAACAAUUUCGGAGGGUCAGAAAGUUCUUGAUCUCUGCUGCUAUAGUGGUGGGUUUUCUCUAAAUGCAUUACGUGGUGGAGCUAUUAAUGUCACUGGUAUUGAUUCGUCAUUGCCUGCACUGGAGCUAGCAAAAGAAAAUGUGGUCCUUAAUAGCAUGGAUCCGGAAAGAAUAUCAUUUCUGAAAGCGGAUGCCACAGCAUUCAUGAAGGAUGCCCUAUCUAGGAAUGAAUCUUGGGAUGUAGUCAUUUUGGAUCCUCCUAAACUAGCACCACGGAAAAAGGUUUUGCAAACUGCAUCAGGUAUGUACAGGAAUUUAAAUUCAUUGGCAAUGCAGCUCACAAGAAAAGGUGGUUUUCUCAUGACUUGUUCGUGUUCUGGAGCAAUGACACAAAGUGGGAUGUUCUUGCAAAUACUUCAGGGUGCAGCAUCAACGGCUAAAAAGAAAAUUACGGUUCUACGACAAGCAGGAGCAGCAUGUGAUCACCCAAUCGACCCUACUUAUCCAGAGGGUGCUUAUCUUUCUAACAUUCUUCUACGAGUGCUAUGAACUUUAGAGCUCUCUGCCCCCCCAACUUAUUGCAGUUAUCGAAGUAGUUAUUGAUCAGAAUUCAGAAGAGACAAGCUAUUAACAUAAUGAGAUACUGCAUUUGAAGUUACACUAUAA
Messenger RNA from Cucumis sativus (cucumber), 1535 nucleotides. Its product is annotated as ribosomal RNA large subunit methyltransferase I. The record is from RefSeq and is a predicted model, not a curated record. The transcript has 8 exons. The coding region runs from base 99 to 1418 and encodes 439 amino acids. Lineage: Eukaryota; Viridiplantae; Streptophyta; Magnoliopsida; Cucurbitales; Cucurbitaceae. Gene Ontology annotation, molecular function: RNA binding; methyltransferase activity.